Bombyx mori (domestic silkworm) is the source of this 9950-nucleotide messenger RNA. It is a transcript of the gene ssp3, whose product is annotated as S phase cyclin A-associated protein in the endoplasmic reticulum. The record is from RefSeq and is a predicted model, not a curated record. The coding region runs from base 261 to 5867 and encodes 1868 amino acids. The transcript has 21 exons. Lineage: Eukaryota; Metazoa; Arthropoda; Insecta; Lepidoptera; Bombycidae.
UAAAAAUCUGGUAACAUUAGUAACUUUGCUGUCAAAUGCGAAUUGUUAUGAAAAUAUCUGAGAAUUAAUUUUUUCUCUAAUUUUCUCCGUUACAAUAACUUUAACCGUCUAUUUUAUUUAUUAAUUUUGAUAACUCGAAACUAUAAAGUGGCCUUGCUUUUAAUGUUCCCAAAGAGUAGUAACAGUUGCCUUACAUUUUAUAGUGAUGCGUGUUGGGUUUUCUUUUUAUUUCCCUCAUAAAAUAUUUGUUUGUGGAUGAGAUGGAAGAGGUACGGCAGCUGGUGCAAGAAGAAGGCAGGGAAGCCAGGAAUCUAGUUGCAUUUCACGUAGCGGUGGACACACCGAUAUCGCGGGUGCAAACCCGUAAGCCACCACGCUCAGCGCCACCCCGUCGUCCAGUUGCUCGACCCUCGCGGCUGCGGUCUGCCUCCGCUGGACGAGACAAACGAUCUGAGCUCCGUGCUAGAUACUGGGCGUUGCUUUUUGGAGACCUUCAGAGGGCUAUUGGUGAAAUCUACAACACGGUGGAAGCACACGAAAAUCUAAACGAAUGUCAAGAAGUAAUACUUGUUUUAGAGAACUACACGCGAGAUUUUAAAGCAUUAGGUGAAUGGUUCAGACUCAAAUGGGAAUAUGAUAACACGCCUCCGCCACAAAGACCUCAAAGUCUAGCAUGGGAAAUUAGAAAAACAGACUUCGUUCGUCCCGAGUCCCGACGCACUCACUCCGUCAAGAGCUCUCCUUCAGUCUCUGGAAAAAAUAGCCCUUGCCUCUCUGGCCACAACACUCCGAGCGGAAAGAAUAGCCCAAAUCUCACCGGGAAAGCUAGUCCAGGCAGCGGGAAGAUCAGUCCACGCGUUUUAAGUCAUCCCACCACUAGUCCUAAGGCGAAUGUUGAAUUUUUCAGCAGUAAAAUAGCAGCUAAAAUUUCUCCGAAACCCGAUGCUAAGAUCGCCAAGGAUACGAUACGACUAUCUGAUAUAAAAGAAAAGGAGAGUAAAGACUUUGUCAAUCAAAAUUCCGUCAGUGAAGAUAGUAAUGUAUUUAUUCAGAAAGAAGCGUCGGAGAAUAAUAUUAAAACUGUUGAAGUAGGUAGAGCUAAAGAGAUCGCGAAUGUCAGUCCGAAGCACGUGAUCCUCAAAACUACAGCAAAAAAUGAUAGCAAAGAGAUGAAAACUAGCGAAACGAUCUCGGAACAAGCUAAAUAUACCAUAAGUAAACUCGACGCCAUGGAAAACGAGUUUCUAGCAAAACAGUUAAUAGUGAACGUCGCUAAAAACCAAAACAUGUUGAACAAAUCUAAGGAAAACGAAAUUGAAAAAAUAUUCAGUAACACCAAUACAAUUCGCAUCGACAUGAAAGAGCCAGAGAAUCAUAACGGUGUAAUUAUUAAAGUCGAGGACAUUAAUUCUUUAAUUGACGAAAAGCAAAGUUUAUCUACGGAAUCUCCAGCAAAAUCCGAAGAUAACUUCGGUGACGUUUCAAACGAUAGUUUCAAGUCAAACGACGAGAAAAUAGUUCAUGAAAAGACCGACAAAAAUAUUGAUGCUAAAGAGGAUGAAAGCAGUAACUCACAUCACAUGAAUAAACAUUCGUUUCUUCCCGCCCUUGAAUUGGCCAAUCUUGACCCCAUCGACAACAUGACGCCUAAUUUAAAAGAAUCUAAAAUAGAACUUGGUGAUAGUGAUGUUACAAAUGGAUAUUUAGAUUCAUAUAAAGACCUCGAAAAGGAUAGUGAUACCAUGAAAAAAGAAGAAAUGAAGAAACCUGAAUCAAAAACCGAAGUUAAAGUCCUUAGACCAGCUUAUUCUCAGGCAGCUGCUAAACCAAAACAAGCACCAGUAAAACCUGAAGUGAAAACUCCGACCAGAGUCUCCAACCUUCCCAAGAGUAAAGCUCCUUUAGAAAUACGACCGGCUACAGCACCCAAAACUCCGAAAAUGCCUAAAAGAAACCAAACAAGUAAAUGCAGCUAUCCCUUCAAUCUGACGACCGGACGAACUAGCCUAUUUGAUCCAGCGACGAAUAAAACAACUCUCAAGAAACCCGUUCGACACAUGGGUGCCGGUGACUCCAAGCCACCUACAAAGCCGGACACCAAGAAACCUUCACUCAGACCGACAUCCCUGAAAAUUAACGAAAAAGGUGAUAAACCGGAGAAGUUAAAUCCGACGCUAGAAAAAAUCAAAGACUGCGAUGAGUACAGUAGCUCUGAUACAAUCGUAACACAAAUCGAUAUAUCGCGAAUCGAAUCUAGUGAAAGUCUGAAAACCUUGAUUCCAGAAGACAAUGUUGGGAAUUCCGUUGAAGUUCUCAAUGUUGACAACAACGAUAAUGAGGGCUGGUUGACUGUUAAGUCAAAACGAUUGAGUCGCGAAUCAAAAAAGCAAUCAAGAUCACACUGGGCCAAUCGUUUCAACCAGCCGUCUGCUACAACCAGCUUACCGACGCUUAUGAUCGAAUCGCCCAAACAAGAGUCUAAUCCCAUUGUAACUUCAGCGCACAGAGCUAAGUCUGAGCAGCCUCAAUUUAACUUGGAGAACGCUCCGAGAGAACAGAAAUCUUUUGCGCCCGAACCUGCCAUAAUAAUAAACCAGAAAUGUAUUGAGGAAAUGUCAGAUUCGAACGUAAAGUCUGAUGAAGAAACAAAUUCCAAAGCUGAAACAGCUAUCAGUCCGGUGCCGAAGUCAUCAGAAGCGUAUUCACCGGACCUUCCUAAAUCGAAGGAAGAUUUUUCUAAUGCCGCUUCAAAAUCGGCCGACGAAAGCUCACCGCCGCUACUGAAAUAUGUGGAUGACUUGCAAAAGUCUGAUGAUCCGUCGAUAAUCCGUCAGAAAUCCGAUGUGACUGGCUUGAAGACUCGUUCAGCCAGAAACAAAGCCAUGCGCAAAGGCAAGGCGAGGGUACGAGACGACAUAGACCUGACCUCGAAUAGACUCCACUCGUCUCUAGAAAGUCUCACGACCGCGCUGUCCCGCUCCCAAGAGAGCACCGAAGAUAUGUUCGAUUUCGACAAAUGGAAGGUGGAGUUCGUGUCCACGUUCAAAUAUUCGGACGACGACGAUCAAAUGACGGACCAGAAUGACAUACUGCAGACGGCCGAUCCGUCGGAGAUGUCGGAGAUCGCGGAAAUGACCUCGCAGAUCGAGGAGAACGAACGGAAGAUCAGCCUGGCUCUCGACUUUCAGUCCGAAGUCGACCAACGGAAGCUGAGCGAGGAAGAGGACCUGCUCAAUCGCCAGAUAAUGGAGCUGCAGCAGGUUUCCGAUGUGGAUCUGGAUACAGAGACCGAUGACACGGAGACAGACGCAGAGCUGGUGUGCGAGGGUGCUGGACUGGAGGAGCAGUACGAGUCGGCCCUCGCCUCCAUGUCCUGGGCGGAACGAGUCGACACCCUCGGAGCGCUAGAAGCUCUCGUCGCCAGAGACCCAGGUCGAGCCCAGCAGCUGCACGCGAAGCUAUCGCAGAGCAUCAAGCGCCGCGGCAGCUUCCAGGACGCCCUCAGGAGGCUCCAAGCUAAACAGGCCCGGGCUGAGAGACAGAGACUGGAAUAUCAGACGGAGAGAGCUAAGAAGAUACACCAUCUUCUUGCUAGAGUUGAAGAAGUGAAGGUAGCCAAAAAUCAAUUGAUCGAAGAGAAAAGACUGAGAAUGGAACAGAGGCUGCAGAAAGCGGCCGAGAACAGAGACCAGCAUCUCAAGGACAUAGUACGUAAAGCUCACGACGAAGAGGAAAAGCUCCGCGAGAUAGCUUUCAUCAAGCAGCUGGAGGCUGAGAACAGACGCCACGAGUUUCUGGACCAGUGCAGGUCGCAGAACACCAGGCUGAGGCAGAUGAGGCGAGAGAGACUUACUAAACUCGCCGCCGCGGCAGCGCGGGAGGCGGCGGCGGGGGCGCGGCGGGCGGCGCUGGAGGCCGCGCGACGGCUCAGGGUCGCGUCGCUGCUGGAGCGGCGCCGCCAGAGGGACGCCAGGGUGCUGUCCCACCGCGAGCUGCUGCACCGCGAGCGCUGCCACGCCAACCGGGAGAAGGCGGAAGGAGUGAAGUCUCGACUGUCCGCGCUGGCUGCGGCCGCCGAGCUCGAGGCUGACGCUCUGAGGUCUCGGAUCCGGGACAAGCAGGACGCCACUCAGCUGCGGCUGGACCGGCACCUGCAGGCCAUAAGGGACCGGGCCACCACCAGGGUCGCGACAACAUCGGAGAGUCAAGAUGAGAAAACGAAAGAGGAGAAGGACAUUAAGGAGGCCGCCGAGCGAGUGGAGCGGGAGAGGAGGGACCGGGAGAAACAGAAGGCCAUCAAGAAGAGAGCCAGGAAGGUCAAGCAGAAGCUGCUGUCCACGAGCGACGACAUCGACCUCUCCGACCAGAACGACCACCCGUCCGGCAAGAUGACCAAGGUCAUCAACCAGAUAUCGGCCAUCAUGGCGCCGUUGUUGGAGCCGGGCCUGGUCGCCAGGAAGCACCACAACGGCUUCGAGGAGGAGGUGGUCAGAACGAAGAAGAACAAGAAGAGUAACAGGCUGAGCAAGAGCGGUUCCGUGUGUAGUUCCGGCAGCGACCUCAGCCGGGCGGGGGCGGAGCGUGGGGCGCCGCCCUGUCUCGACGUGCCGCUGCUCGAGAAGCAGCUGAACGAGCUGCACCGCAUGCUCGAAAAGGUCGACAAGCUGGGGCAUUUGAAGGAGCUACAAGAGAAGGCAGCGUACCGCAAGAUCCAAGGUCUGAAGGUGGUCGGUCAGAUGCUCGCCGUCGCCGCCGAGAGGGAGGACGUGGCUCCCCAGUUCACCACCAAGUGUCUGAGCGCGGCCGUGCAGUGCGUGGGCCGCGCCAUGGGCGUGUGCAGCCGCGGCUCCGUCGCCUUCGUGUGCGGCGCCACGCCCGUACACCUCGCCACCAUCCUCACUGGACUGCUCGAGAAAGAUCUAGAAGCAGAUCAUAAGGAGUUGGAGUUAGCGAAGCAGGUGUCGGAUUGUCUUUCAAUCGGACUGGACUCCGUGCUGUGCGCGACGAGGCUAUUUGUGGAGCGACGAGGAUUCGAUGAUGCACGGCUGCUGGCGACCUUGAGGAGCAGAGCCCACACCAUCAUCAGCUACAUCUGCCUUUGCGGCUGCAUUUCACGCGCCGAGAAGGCUGGCGAGGUCAGGGAAAGCAUCCAGACGUUGCUGACUGUCUGCGCAGACCUAUGCCACCCCUGCGAGGUUGACAGCGGUUCAGAACGGCUAUCGGCCAUCCAGUCGCUGCGUUGCGCCCUUGGGACCAGCGUCUGUGGUUCGAGGGCGGAGUUCUGCAUGCUGUUCGCUUCCGGAGCAGUCUUGGAGCAUAGCGGAGGGUUCGUGAAAGCGGCCAGGACCGCGCAUCUCCUACGAGCCCUCGCCGAACUGGACCACCAGAUCGUUCAGGAGGCGUUCGGUGAAGGCGGUUGGCCAUUGGAGUUCAGAGCGGCGGUGGCAAGGCUGCUGUCUCAACACGCGCCCAACGACAAGGAGGCUCCGAGGACCACGGCUCUGCGACUGAGUAAUCAGCGACUGGACCAGACGCUGUCGGAGGCGAUGGUGCUCGACCUCAUAGUGCUGGUCGGCUUCGUGGUCGUCAACAACCCUCAGCUGCAGGAAACGAUAUGCGAGGGUUGGAGCGUGAUAAAGACGCUUUGCACGCUGCCCGCAAAUUGGCUGGUGUCCAAGAACCACAGCCACGCGCUGCUGCCGACCCUGGUCGCGCUCUCCGAACAACCCUCGGCCGCCGCCGCCAUCGCCGCCGAGCUCAGCAUGGAGCUCCUCCAAGAGUACAUGAACAGCAAUGACGCCCAGAAAAUCAAAUUGGUCCAAGUCAUCAAGCAAGGUCGCAACAAGAAAGGAACAGGCAAAAAAUAAACAUAGAAACAGACUGAAAAAGUUAACGUGACGGAUUUAAUAAAAAAAUAAAAAACUUUAUCGUAAUCUUAUCUUAUCUAUGAUAUGUAUGAUCAUAUUAUUGUAUGUAUAUGUAUGUAAUCCAAACGUUAUGACAAUAGUGUUUUUUUUUUUUUCAUUCAUGUGAAAUUCCUAUAACUUAGCUAUUUUUCUACGACUCUUGAAUGUAUUAAUGGUAUAAAUGAAAAAAAAAAAUACGUAUUUUUUUUAAUGUCCACGUUCUAGCUUCAACUUAGUUGUGUGCACCAGUAUCGGAUGUAAAUUUAUAUUUAAUACAUAAUCGUGAGAUGUAAAGUAAGAUUUUUAAUGCAAUUUUACCUUUAUGUGUGACGUCACAUUAGUGCGUGGUCACUUGAUGACUCUUUUGCGUAAAAGAAACACGCUUUCGAGGGAAAGGGGAUUGUAAUUAUGUCGUCUUGAUAAAAUAAUGACUUGAAAAUUUGCUCGUUCCGGUCAUCCCGUGACUUUGGUAAAGUUAAUUUAAAAAAACCGUAAAACUGCAUUAAUACACUCGUAUAGUACGUUAUAGAAAUAAAUAGAUGUUGUGGUAAAUAUGUAACUUUGUAUAAAUGUACUUUUUCGAUUAUAUUCAAGAUGUAUUAUUUUUUACACUUAUAUAUUAUGUAUUGAAUGUCUUAUAAAUGUCGUGAGUGACUAGUUAACAUUUUUUGUGAGAAUUGCGAUUUAUCUGCAUCGUAUCGUAUGUGUAGGAAGGAUUUGUCAGUUUGUAAUAAAUCUAGUCUUUGAGAUGUUAAAUCUAUAUUAUCUGGGAAUUUCCUUUUUUUUGGGAAAAUAUCUUGUCAGGAAAUAAUUGACAGAAAGGUAACUAAAUAAAUAACAUUUCUAGCAAGUCAGGUCAAGGGGUAGCCUAUUUAAUAAAAGCUACCUGACUUUAAGUUCACCAAGCUUGUGACUUCUCAAUAAAACAAAAAUGAAUAGAAUUAAUUCGCUUUAUAAGGUACGUGAAGUUAUUUUUAAUUUUUUUAAUACUGUUUCGCGCGAUUUACAUCGGACAGUAAACCUACAAGAGUUAUCAUGUUAGUAGUAUCUCUAAGAUGUGUUUUUGAUUUGAUUUCAUUACAUGAUCGGCCUUGUCGAAUGUUUACUCACUAAAUUUUAAUCUCUACAAAGAACUGGGAGGUAUCAUUUGAGACGUCCUGUAUUUUUGUAAACCAUAUGCCGUUGCACUUGGACAUUCAAUGUGAAAUCCAUAAUUCGAAAUGAAAAUAAAUUGAAAUACUAAAAUCAAUCUAUAUAUGUAUAUAAAAAAUAAUUGCUGUUCGUUAGUCUCGCUAAAACUCGAGAACGGCUGAACCGAUUUGACUAAUUUUGGUCUUGAAUUAUAUGAAAAUGCUCGGAAUUAAAUAAAAAUAACAAUUUUGUUUUUCCUUUGAUAUGUCCCCCGUCGGACGGAUUCCUUUUUGUUUGUUUUAAGUUUAUUUUUACAAAAGUUUAGGUCUUUUACUUAUCGAUUGAGGCACUACGAAGUCUGCCGGGUCAGCUAGUCAUAAAUAAAAAAAUCAAUUCGUCCCUAAAAUUUUCAUACAUAACAACGUAUAAUGUUAGAAAGUAAAGAAAUUAGAAGAAACUAGAAACUAGAUUUAUUUAUUGACUGACGAAUCCCCUACAGUUUCGUGGCAAAUGCAUUUCUAAGAGAAUAAGGGCUGUAUUAUGAAACGCUCUUUAUUAGUCGACUGUGUAUUUUUUUUAGUCAUGUUUCUUAAUAUACGAAUCUCUGUGAUAGUGUAAAACUGAUGUAUUGUGUGUGUUAUUUAACAAAAAAAAUAAUGAAAUCGCGAAUGGAACCAUAAAAAGCUUUCGCGUGCAAAGGACCGCGAGAAGUAAAUAAAAAAUAAUGAAAAACGCUGAGGCUCUUGUGUAUCGUUAUAAUAAUUCACGAAACGGGGGAUUCAAUUUGUAAAAGUGUUUUAAAUAUUAAAUGUUUUUUUAAAAACAGCACAUCGUUUUUGUAAAAGUGUUUUUAAAAAAAUACCUUUACUUUAUUUUUGACGGUGUCAUCCGUGACGGUGACAGUUAUUAUUUAAGGACAAUUUGAUUAAAAAGAGUAAAAGCGUUUGUAUCGCCCGAAAGAUUUUAAAUAGUUGGGGUAAUUGUUUCUUCGCUAUCUCUCUCCCUUUUUUGCUUAAGAGCCUUAGCUAAGUCUUAGUUCUCAAACCUCUCUUGGCCCUCCGUAAUUCAACGAAAGGCCCCUUCUCAGUGGACGGAGGUUGGGAUCUCGUUCCUUUGCACGCUGAAGUAUUUCCCUAGACGCGACUUGACAAAUGAAAAAACAAAAAACGAAGAAAAACACUUAAUAUGGUACCGUAGUAUUUGAAGUUUUGUCGUGUAUGCGUGAAGGCUUUGUGAGAAAAUAAUAAUAAUUUUUCGAUUAAUAAUAUUUCUAUUUAAUUUUUUCCCUUUAUAUUUUGUGAUAUAUUUUUGUAUCGGUCUUAAAACUAAAAAUACUGUGAUUAUUUUGUUAAUUUCCUAACACCGAAAACGUUGGUUCCAUAAAAUCUGAAAAGAUAAUAUAUAUUUUUUUGUUCAUUUAUUUAAUACAUUAAGAAAUUGCGUUUAAGUUUUGAGGUCUUUGACCAAAUUAAGACGUACCAUUUCGUGAUUUCUUUUGACGUGCCUUCAUCUAAACCGUCUAACCAUGAAAUUCAUAUUUCAAUAUAAAUGUGCACAAAUAAACUUACCGUAAAUAUUUUCGUGUGUCAUGUCAUGUUUUACGUUGGCAAGGGUGCACCAUGCUAUUAACAUACUUGGUAACGGAGCUAAUAAUGAAGUCCCAUGACCACAGGUUUUGGUUUCGUUUGGUAAGAUAACUAGACUAUCACUUAAUGUCUUCAGUUCCCACCUAAGUGGAGUGGGGUAGAGAUGUAAUAAGGGGGGUAGCUGGCAAAGGGUAUAAUGAAAAGCGGCGGUGUGAGUUGACCCGUGAUCACAGCGUAGUGGGGAAGUAAGUGGGGGUUCCAAACAUCCCUCCUCGCUUGUACGGUUUCUUAUGUACAUGUUAUGUACUCAUGUAUACAUAAUUAUGUAAAAAUUCGAUUUGGAUCGUCUAAUUCAGUGUUUCCCAACCUUUUUUUGUGCCGCGCCCCACUGUAACAUUUAUAAAAUUUUUAUAUCCCCCAUACUAUUGAUUUGUUCACUUAACAUAAAUGAUAGGUUACAGGAAGAAAUCACUAUGAAAUUGUUAAUAGAACACAGUAAUUAAUAUUUCAAAACAUCAUAAAAAACUGGAAUUCAAAUUCGAAAUAAUUUUAAUACAGAUUUUCUAUAUUAAUUUGGUGCGAUUGCCCCCCUUAAUAAUUGUCCCCUUGUGGGGCGUGGGCCCCACGUUGGGAAACACCGGUCUAAUUUAUGAAUUUGUAGCCGGGUCUCAUACUAGAUCAUCAAACGCUUAAGCGACUGCCCUGAGAUUUACGUCUCAAUUUUAUUGCCGGCUAUUCUACCCUUUAAAGAGAAACGCCAAAUUAUUUCUCGACUGCACUUGGCAGGAAAGUGACAAGAUGAAUGUGUAGUCAGGCACUGGUUUCAUAAGAUGGACAUCAGCAGUCAGGAGAUGGGGACGUCAUGUGAGUCUCGGAUCCCCCAUACUAAUUUAAGUCUUUUUUUUAAUUGUUUUGUUGGGUGGACGACCUCACAACGCACCUGGUAUUAAGUCAUUACUUGAGCCCAUACACAUUUACGACGUAAAUGCGCCGCCCACCUUGAGAUAUCAGUUUUAAGGUCUCAAGUAUAGUCUAAGUAAUUGAAGUUAUAAACGAUUUCAUCUUGUCGAAGAGGUUCGGGGCCCGCUUAGCAACAUUUGGGCCGUGAGCUCGCACGUUUAUCCAAUGACAGCGAAGGUCAGAAUGAAGCUAUGAAAGUACUAUUGAAAAGCACAAUCUUUAUUAAAUCUUAAUUUGGUCGAAGGUAUCUUUUGUAUUAGAACUGUGAUUAAUGUCUUUACAUCAUAACUUUUGUGUUAAUUAUUAUUUUUUCGUUGUAAAAUUUCGUGUAUGUGGCGAAAAAUAUAUGUUAUUUGUGUAAAAUAAA